Gopherus evgoodei (Goodes thornscrub tortoise) is the source of this 1912-nucleotide messenger RNA. It is a transcript of the gene SHLD1, whose product is annotated as shieldin complex subunit 1. The coding region runs from base 234 to 962 and encodes 242 amino acids. The record is from RefSeq and is a predicted model, not a curated record. Lineage: Eukaryota; Metazoa; Chordata; Testudines; Testudinidae. The transcript is spliced from 5 exons. Gene Ontology annotation, biological process: regulation of double-strand break repair via nonhomologous end joining.
CCUCCAACUACUUCCUGGUCGGCUUUCAUGCCCUCAAGAAAGAUGGCUCAGGCACUUCCAGUUCAGGAGCUGCAGCUCCCAGUUUUUUCCGCUUCAGCUGUAAGGCUGCAGCUGACAGACUUCCUACAAGGGAAAGCUGCAUGACAGAUGACCACAAACACUGGCAACCUGUUUACUCCUGGACACUGCCCAAAGAGUUACUCAAUCAUCAGUGAUCCAUUCACAGUGGGGCCAUGGAGGGAGAUGAAAUCGCAUCGAGCCACCCCUCAGAGGACAGCAGCAUACUGGACCUUCCCUCUGCUUAUGAUAUAACAAGCUUCCUGCCAGAACACAGCACUGGGACCAGUGACGAGCCUUGUAGUUCUGUGGAUACUUUUGCCUCAUCAGCAUGCUUAGGUUGCAUGGUGAUUUUUCCCUACUGGCGCCAAAGAAUUUUCCUUGGGCAGACUGGUGCUAGUAGCCCAGAUCCUGAAGAAGCUCAGCAUGCAGCUAGCAUGAGCGUUUCGCAUGGACACUGUGAGGAAGCAAAUCCUAGACAUCAUCCAACUGCAGAGCCAUUUCAACCUGCUGAACCUAGUGGGAUUCCAUUCUCUUGGACAUAUGAGCAAGAGGGUACAGAAGACAUCAGCAUUAGAAAGUCUCUAGACAGCUUCUAUGAAACAUGUUGUCAGCAGCAGCCCAGCAGAGGGGAUCCCACAUACAAUGCAGCUUCAGAAUGGCUCUCUCUCAAAAUUCAGGACCUGGCAAACAAGGAAGGAGGAAAAUAUUCCUUGUGCAGUCUCUACAUGGCCCAGAUGGUUUUGAACAGAGAUGGAUGUAAGGUCUUUCCAAACCACUCCAGCAAAGCUUGUUUCUCGGGACCAGCUAAUGGAGAAGUUGCACUGGAAGAAGGAAAGCGAACACCGGGACUGUCAGAUGAUGUCCUCCAAUUUCUCUUAAAACAGAAUGUGAUGAAAUCAUAGGGCCUGAUAUUUGGAGCUAAGGGAGGGGUGAGCAAGCUGUUUGUUUGGUUUUGCUGUGUCUUUUAGCAGAGGGCACCAUGUAGCAUUUAGCGCCUGCUCUGAGUAGAGACAGCUCUGCCUCAGGAAAGGUCAAUCCUUCCUUGAGCCUCCCACUUAAACUGCAAAACCACCCAUUACAUCUUCUCUCCUGCCCUUGGACUCCAGCAUGAAUUUCACAUACGUAUUGAACUUCCUUCCCAGCAUCUGAGCGGUGACUCUGGUGGUUAGUGGACUUGUUCUCCAGUUCCAACUGUUGCUGUUAUCCUAAAGCUCACCCUGUGACCAUGCCCUUCUCCGAACCUGCCUUAAGGUCUCUCCAUACUCUGACCCUGACUUAUACAAAGCUAGAUCCUGCUACCUUCAUAUUCAGUGAAUCUUACUACUCAAGUAGCUCCCAUUUAUUUCCAUAGGGCUAUUCACGGAAUGUGAUGCUAUUCAAUGAGAGUUUGUAAGCGUGGCCUAUCAUGACAAGGCUCUCUACCACCACCGCCACCAUCUGGAUACCAAGCCCUUAUCUCUGCAUCAUCUAAGAUUGCCAGCAACCAAGGCUGCCUAACUUACCUGCACCCCCAGCACAGCUGAACAGUGUCCUCACACUGAGACCUAUCCCUUUUAUACUUUUGCCAAUACCUGUAAGUCCCAUUUACUGUAACAAACAGGAUAUGGAGUGCACAAGCCUAGGCAGAUAUCUUUACAAAGGGUGUAGGCUUGGAAUGAUUAGAUGUGUAUUGGCAGAUGUCAGUUUCACCAUGCACACACAACCCUUGAUGAAAAAAUAUUUCCAUCAAUAAUUGACAUUUAUAAAUAAGCAGCAAUUUUCUUUGCCUGAGAACUUAGUUUGCUCUGAUGAUAUUUUGACAUGUGAUGCUGACAAUUUGUGUUUUAGUGAUUAUAAAGGUUACAUUUUUUAA